Molecule: messenger RNA, 2594 nt
Organism: Gavialis gangeticus (Gharial)
Lineage: Eukaryota; Metazoa; Chordata; Crocodylia; Gavialidae
Gene: AGMO
Product: alkylglycerol monooxygenase
Exons: 13
Coding region: 533-1906 (457 amino acids)
Biological process (GO): lipid biosynthetic process
Cellular component (GO): endoplasmic reticulum
Molecular function (GO): oxidoreductase activity; iron ion binding
Source: RefSeq, a predicted model, not a curated record
AGCUCCCGGGAAGGGAGCCAUGAUGCACCGGGAAGCAAGGAAGUGAAUAUAAAGAGCAAGGCUGGCAAACACUACUCAGCAGAGAGACAACAACACCAAAUGCAUCCAGGCGGUAGACUUAGAGAAAAGAAACUGAAAAAAAAAUGGAUUCAGUAUUUUGUUUCUUUAGGAAGAAAAAAUAUUUUCCUCUGCCCCAAGCCUGCAGACUUGCUGUGAAAAUUAAGAAGAAACCGCGCUCUCCGGCAGGGGCUCACGCACGGCCCCGGGAAGUGUGAGGCGGCUUCUGGACACACAAGUGGGGCUUUUGCAGGAGCCCGGGGCUGUUGCUGAGGCGCAGGCGGAUGGGCCGGGGCAGAUGGGGCAGAGCCUGCGGAGCAACGCCGUGCUUCGGUUUCAGGGCCGGCUCGGCAGCGCUGCCCUUGGCUGGCUGCACUCUUGUCCCGUCAGCGCCGCUGCCCGCCGUGAACUUUCUCCCCGGUGAGUCACUCGCCCCGCCCGGCACCAAGGUCUCCUGCCCCGGCCCGCCAGCGCCAUGGCAGUGGGGACCCCCGCAACCGCCCUCCCCGCGUCGCAGCGCCUCCGCGCGCUGUUCUACGCCCUGCAGCCCAGCGAGUCCUCCUUCCGCAGCCUGCGCGAGGUGCCCAGCUACGUGGACCAGGUUGUUCCACUGUUCAUUGUCUUUAUUCUUCUGGAGCUUGUUGUCAGCAGUAUUCGAAGGCACAAGCCGUCCUAUCGGAUCAAUGAUGCUAUAAGUUCUCUCUCUGCGGGUAUCCUGUCUCAACUUCCUGAGGCUGUUUGCAGAGGUUUUGAGUUAACUGGUUAUGUCUACAUAUGGGAAAACUACAGAAUCUGUGAACUGCCAUGGGACUCAUCAUGGACAUGGUAUUUGACACUACUGGGAGUAGACUUUACAUAUUACUGGUUCCAUCGCCUGGCUCACGAGGUGAAUAUAUUAUGGGCAACACACCAAACACAUCAUAGUUCUGAAGAUUACAACUUAUCCACAGCACUGAGACAAUCUGCAGUGCAGAAAUAUAUUUCUUGGGUGUUCUACUUGCCUAUGGCUCUUAUUAUUCCUCCAUCAGUAUGUGCUGUUCAUCUACAGUUUAAUCUUCUUUAUCAGUUUUGGAUUCAUACAGAGACAGUCUAUGCCAAGUUAUUUACUUUUUUUAAGGUAAUUGACAACCUUGGACCUCUGGAGUGGAUUCUUAAUACACCCAGUCAUCACAGAGUUCAUCAUGGGAGAAAUCCUUACUGUAUUGAUAAAAAUUAUGGUGGCACCCUCAUUAUCUGGGAUAGAAUUUUUGGAACAUUUGAGGCAGAGAAAGAAAAAGUUAUAUAUGGCCUAACGCACCCUAUAAAUACUUUUGAACCCUUCAAGGUCCAGUUGCAUCACUUGACCUAUAUAUGGAGCGUAUUUUGGGCCACACCUGGUUUCUCCAAUAAGCUGUCUGUCAUAUUCAAAGGGCCAGGCUGGGGACCAGGAAAACCAAGACUUGGCCUUCCUGAGGAAAUCCCAGUGAUCACUGGAAAAGAGGUUCCCUUCAACCCAAAAUUGCCAGUUCAUCUUUGUGUCUAUGCAGUCAUACAUUUUGCCUUGAUUGUGACAUUGUAUAUUGACCUCUUUGCUGCUGCAGCUACAUUAUCGCAAGUAACAGUUCUCCUGAGGAUUGGCUAUAUUAUCCUAACAUUGACCGCCAUUGGAUUGCUUAUGGACAAAAGACCUGAAGCAGCUAGAUGGGAAACUGUCCGUUGCACAGUUUUUCUAGCUCUGCAGAAACUUGGUUAUAUAAAAACUUAUCCAUCCUUGAUGUUUGCUUAUGAGGUUUUAUUUUCUCUCUGCAUUGUGUUCUGGGGAGUGCAAAUUAUGAAGAAGCUGACCUCAAGCACAGCUAAGCAGCUUUAAAAGAGCAAAUGCAACAGCACUCUAAUUAUGGAAAGAGCACUUGGAAUAUGCUUUGAAGUUCCUUGGAAGAAGUUAACUGCUGCUUACAGUAAAACAAUGAUUUUUCAUAAGCUAGGUAGGGUUCAUGAUUUUUAAAUGAAGUUUUAAAAGAUGCAUUAAAAGGACCAUAUACCAUAUGUUUUUAUUUGAUUUUUAAUAUAUAAUUUCCCCCAAAUUUAAAUGAAAGUUUCUUUUAUUUUCUUCCCAUGCUUUCACAGCAUAUUUUUUCACAUUCAAGGGAUCACAACACUCUUUUAAAAAGCCUGUAAAAUAAUAGCCUUUUAUAAUCACUUUAUUAGUAUGUAACCAUAUGUAAAAAGUAUUCUUCAAUAGAAGUAAUUAAAAUCAUAUCUGUUACUACCUGGUAUAAAGUAUCUGCCUGUCUCACCAUAGAGGCCAAAUCUGAAAUUAUGUGAAUAUAAAUUUUUCCAUAAUGCGUAAAUUAUAGUAGAAUCUCAAUGGCAUGCCCAAUUGUAUGUUCAUAACAUAUAGCUACAUAGGGAUGAAUAGUUGAGACAGGAAAUAAUUAAAAACAGCAUGAUAAAAUAACUCAAACUAGUAUGAGCUGAAAUGUCUUCAAUAAAACUGGCUGAUAUAUGUGGUGUAUAACUUGGGCUUGCAACUUGAAUUAAACUGCUUAGGAAAUAUA